AUGCCUCUCAAUGGGAAGAAACAUAUUGAAGAAACAUUGCAUGAACUAGUUAACGAAGAGGAGUCUCCAUUGAAUUUUGAGCUAGAGGUGCAACAAGGUAGAGGAAGACCAUCUAAAGGAAAAAAGAAAAAGGGAUUCAGUUCAACAACUAGAGACCCGUCACAAUUUGAAGUUGUUGAAGCAGGAUUGAGGAGAGCAACUCAUAGAAGUGGAGAAGGUAGUAGUCAGACAAGCCAAAUCGCCACCAUUAAUUUGAGUGAAGAUCAAAUCCCAACACAUCUGGAUGAUAGAGAUCCACUGAAUUUUGUUGAUUUGAAUUUCCCACCUACUCCAUGUGAUGAGUUUCAAUGGCCGAAGAGGAGAGGGAAAGGAGCAUCACACGAAGCUGAGUUUGGGCAGCCGGAAGAGGAACUACGUCGUUCAUCAGAGGUUUCUCCAACUGAGGUUAGUAAAUCUGUGCUAAAUCUGGGUGGGAAAAAUCAUGAAUCUGAGAUCUUGGAAAAGUUAUGUCAACAAAAGAUUGUUCAAAUUGGAGAGUCCUCUACCUCUAAUUUAACAUCAAAUCAGGGGAAUGAAACUGCGGUUGAAUCUAGGGUUCAUGAUGUAUGGAGCACUUUUAACCCUAGUAAAAUGGAAGGAAUGAAUAGGAAACUGGAGUAUAUUGAACCUAGCUUUGUGAAUGAUAUGUCAAUUGCAAAGGAGCAAAAGGUGAAGUAUGAAUGGCUCCCGGUUCAGUGCAAAAACUGUAAGGGUUAUGGGCAUGAAUUGAGCCAAUGCAGGAGGUCAACGGAAAAAACUUGGAAGCCAAAGGAAACAAAUGUGCAGAAAGAAACACAACAAGUGAAAGAAAAAGAUGGUGCAACAAAAGCAACAACCGUGGAUGCUACAACCUCAGACACAGGUGUGCAGGAAGUAAUAUUCGUUCAGCAGGAGGAGAGGAAUGAAAAGAAGGACUCUGAACAAGGGAAGGCUCAAAUAACUCAGAGAGAGGGGAAACAACCAAUGAUACGGAAGGAUUUGAAAUUCACUGAUGCAAAGGUAGUGGAUAAGCAGAGAAAAGCAGCUAGGCAGGGUAGUCAUGAUGGUGCUAGUAGCCCUAAUCCAGGUAAUGUGAAGGUGGAGGAGCAAUUUAUACAUUGCAGUUGUAAAGAGAUGAAGACUGGGAAAAGGUUUGAAUUAACAGUUGUUUAUGCGGCUCAUACUGCUCCGGGCAGAAUUUCUCUCUGGAAUGACAUCACAGCACAAGCAGGUAGUGUAAAUGGUCCUUGGAUUAUAGUAGGAGACUUUAACUGCAUUUUGACACCAGACGAGAAACUGGGAGGGUCCGUAGCAUUGAGUUCCGACUCAGGCAGUUUUCGAAUGGUACUAGAGCAAAGUGAAAUGGAAGAAAUCAAGACUCAUGGAAGCAAGUACACAUGGAGCAAUAAACAGUUUGGUAAUAGCAGAAUAUUGGCAAAGCUGGAUCGAAUGCUAGUAAAUGAUCAGUGGCUAGCAAUGUACCCGGAAGCAACAGCAAAGGUCUUAACUCCAGGAAUCUCGGAUCACCAUGCCAUACUGCUGGAAUGGAGAGGCACAGGAAAUCAGUGUUAUACAGCAAAAAAAGGUUAUGAAUGGUUGAUGGGAGAACAGGCAAAAUCUGUAAGUGCUAAGGUAGAAGAUAUUGAUCACUUAUUCUUUCAAUGCUCCUACUCACAGCUGCUGCUACAGCUUGUCCUAACAUGGCUGAGGAUUAAACUGAGACUUAGAACACUGAGAAAUAGCUUGGGGAUUCUAUUAAAGGUAUGGAGACAUAAAAAGAUGCAGCAAAAAGUGUUGUUUUCUGCUAUUACUGCUGUAAUUUAUAAUAUAUGGGAAGAAAGAAACUUGAGGAAGUUUAGAGGUGGCAGGCAGGAAGUAUUAGAUAGAGCUGUAAAAAUUAGGCAGGAAGUGUUUUGCAGCAAAGUAAGGAAGAAAGCAGAAAUUGAGUUUUUAAAUAGCAUAGGUAUCUCCUCAAACUGA
This is a messenger RNA of Oldenlandia corymbosa var. corymbosa, 1998 nucleotides long. The record is from the annotation of a GenBank genome assembly. Lineage: Eukaryota; Viridiplantae; Streptophyta; Magnoliopsida; Gentianales; Rubiaceae.